ACACCCCAGCUGGGGGACACAGGCCACUAUAGAAGCUCAAGUUGCCCAGCCCACCCAGAGCUUGUCUCUCCUGGCUGCUUGGGGGAAAGACUGCUUUCUCUGCGGUCGUACAGUAAAAGAGUUCUUUUCCUUUUUCUUUACUCUUCCUCUCCGGCUCCUUUUCUUCCUCUCCUCUUCCCCUUGCCUCUUCAAACCCCUCUUCUUCACUAUCUCCCCACACCCCCCACGCCCUUAGUUUCCUCUAUCGCAGUAGCAAAUAGCUGCGAUUUCCUCUUGGGGAAACUACGUGGAUCCUUCCCCAGGCUCCUCGCUCCGCCCCAGUGUCCUUUCCCCUCUCCCGUGAAGAGACCUGAGCCGGGGUCUGAAGUGAGAAGAGAGGUUCUCUAGCCCGGGGCUGGGAGCAGGGAGAGUGGUGGGAGGAGAGCAGCUGGCAUCUGACCCAUCUCCGCCAUGUGACUCUAUCUUCCACCCACCUACCCCCCGCCCGGGCGCGCCCUCCCUCCCAGCGCCCCGGCCCCCAUUUGCCGUUCGCCCCGCACCAUGUUUCAGCGGGAUCGGGGGCAGCUAACGUCGCCCCUGCAGCAUCCCAACCUCAGGAGACAGGUAGAGCCUGUGCUACUAUUUCGCCUCUUCUACUGUACCUUCUUGGUGUGCACCAAAGAGAUCGCAGCCCUCACUGACUUCUCCGGUUACCUAACCAAACUUCUGCAAAACCACACCUCGUAUGCUUGUGAUGGUGACCGUUUGAGUCUUCAGUGCCCUCGGCAUUCUACAAUUAGUGUCCAGUCAGCAUUUUAUGGUCAAGAUUACCAGAUGUGUAAUCCACAGCAGCCUGCAACCAUGAUGAAAGACCAUUUAACCUGUAUGGCCCCCACAGCUCUACAGAAAGUACUGGAUGAGUGCCAAAACCAGAGAGCCUGCCAACUUCUUGUCCAUAGUCGUGUUUUUGGACCUGACUUUUGUCCAGGAACUACUAAAUACCUCCGGGUCUCCUUUAAAUGCAAACCUAAUGAAUUCAAAACCAAAACUGUCUGUGAAAACCAAGAGCUGAAACUUCACUGCCAUGAGACAAAGUUUCUUAACAUUUAUUCUGCAACCUAUGGUAGAAUAGCAUCUGAAAAGGACAUCUGCUCUUUUGAAAAAGAUUAUCUUCCUCAAUUUGAUUGUUUAUCUUAUUCAGCCUUGGAUGUAUUAUCAAAGAGGUGCUAUGGAAAGCAGAGAUGCAAAAUAAUUGUCAACAAUCAACAUUUUGGAAGUCCUUGUCUUCCAGGAGUGAGAAAAUACCUCACUGUGGGCUAUGCAUGUGUUCCCCAAAACAUACUUACAGCGGUUGAUCCAAUGGUUUCUAAUCUAAAUCCUUCUUUGAAGCACAAAGAUGGUGACUAUGAUAUAAACUUUGACCCAAGCGAAUCAAAGACUCUGGUGAAAGAUGGAGUUAUUGUCAGCAACUCUUUGGCCACAUUUGCUUACAUUAGAGCUCACUCUGAAAGAGCCGCUCUGCUGUUUGUUUCCAGUGUUUGCAUUGGCUUAAUCGUCACGCUAUUUGCUGUGGUGAUCAGAGUUUCAUGUACCAAAGACUUUCAGAAGCUAAAGCAGAGGAAGAAACUCUUAGUGCCAGAAAUCGACAAGGCAGAGGACGACACUGAGGAUGAAGAAGAGGAAGAUUCUUCAGACUCAGACUUUCCAGAUGAAAUGACAGGAUUUUUCCGGACUUCUUACCCAGUCUAUAGUUCCACGGAAGCUGCCGAGAUGGCAGAAAGGAUAGAGCGCAGGGAUCAGAUCAUUCAAGAAAUAUGGAUGAAUAGUGGUUUGGAUACUUCUUCUCCGAGAAAUAUGGAUCAGUAUUAUUGAAAACCAAAUAUGGAUUGAGGAGUAUGUCCUUUCACAUGGGGGUGGAGGGAGGAUCUCCAGUGUGAGAAGGGUGAGACUUCAAAAUCCCCCUUAACGUUUGUGUCAUUCGUACCUUCUGUGAAGGCAAAUUUGCAACAACAUCCAAUAUUAGUGAAAUGGAAAAAAAGAUAAUAAAAAGGAAUGAUUUUAUUUGUCUGGUACUAUGAAUAAAG
Molecule: messenger RNA, 2063 nt
Organism: Dromiciops gliroides (monito del monte)
Lineage: Eukaryota; Metazoa; Chordata; Mammalia; Microbiotheria; Microbiotheriidae
Gene: EVA1C
Product: eva-1 homolog C
Exons: 8
Coding region: 541-1851 (436 amino acids)
Cellular component (GO): extracellular region
Molecular function (GO): heparin binding; carbohydrate binding
Source: RefSeq, a predicted model, not a curated record